UUUCAGUUAUCCGUUUUGGCCGCACCAGUAUACUUCCAUGAAUCUGAAAAAUUUCUAAAUUGCGUAAAUCUUUAAUUUCUUAGUUGCUUCGAGGCUAUCCUUGAAAAACUUUAUUAACACCAUGCAUUUGAUGUGCGAGCGAUUGUCGUCGAUUUUCGCGGGCGUCUUAGUGGGCUUGUGGUACGCCAAGACCUUUCCCGAGGACGAUAAGGGCAAGGAUAAGGGCAAGGAAAAGAAGAAGUAGAGUACUUUUACCCCAACCCAAAAAACCUCUGCAGAAAUUGGAAUCUCAAU
This is a messenger RNA of Drosophila gunungcola (fruit fly), 294 nucleotides long. RefSeq lists its product as uncharacterized. The transcript has a single exon. Lineage: Eukaryota; Metazoa; Arthropoda; Insecta; Diptera; Drosophilidae. The coding region runs from base 122 to 244 and encodes 40 amino acids. The record is from RefSeq and is a predicted model, not a curated record.